Molecule: messenger RNA, 456 nt
Organism: Chlorella variabilis
Lineage: Eukaryota; Viridiplantae; Chlorophyta; Trebouxiophyceae; Chlorellales; Chlorellaceae
Product: expressed protein
Exons: 3
Coding region: 1-456 (151 amino acids)
Source: RefSeq, a predicted model, not a curated record
AUGAGUAACCAGUUCCAGCAGUACUUCAACAGCACUGCGCCCCCAAACCAGCAGGCUCCCGCCGCACCGCUGCCGCCGCCGACGCCCAGCACCACCACCUCGCUCGGGCCCUGCGUUGACCAGCUGGUCAACCAACUGGAGUACAGCUACCUGGACAUCCCCCACCUGCUCUCCCAGUCAGACGAGGAGGAGGAGCAGCUGCCGCCCGCGGAGCGCCAGCGCCGCCGCCAGGAGAAGCAGCGGCGCGAGGCGGCGAGGCGGCAGGCGGCGCUGCGCCAGGCGCUGGCGGGGCAGGGAGUUGUGGGGGCCGCCCCGGGCUUUGACCCCACGCCCUACCAGCAGCACCUGCAGCAGGCAGCAGCCCAGCAGCAGCAGCAGCCUGGCUUUGGGCAGCAGCAGCAGCAGCAGUUCAGCUUCGGCCAGCCGCCAUUUGGCAGUGGUGGCAGCAGCCACUGA